UCGGCACCGCCCGCCUCACCUGCGCGUCCCGUUCCCUGCGCCGCUCGCAGGCACCUAAGCGCUGGUCCCGGACGUCGUGGGUCUUCGAGGUGAAAGGGGCAGUGCCCACGGGCCAGUUUAACAGCGGCGGAGGCAGGUGGGGGACCUUGACUGGGGUCAGCUUGCCGAGUUUCCCCGCUCGAGGAUAUUUUACUUCAAAUAAAGAACAUGGUGAAAAUAAUUCACACAUUAGCGGAUCAUGAUGAUGACGUCAACUGCUGUGCCUUCUCCUCUUCCCUCUUGGCCACUUGCUCUUUGGACAAAACAAUUCGCCUGUACUCCCUGAGUGACUUUAGUGAAUUGCCACACUCUCCAUUGAAGUUUCACACCUAUGCUGUCCACUGCUGCUGUUUCUCCCCUUCAGGACAUAUUUUGGCUUCAUGUUCAACAGAUGGUACCACUGUCUUGUGGGAUACUCAAAACGGACAGACUUUGGCAGUGAUGGAACAGCCCAGUGGUAGCCCCGUGAGGGUUUGCCGGUUUUCCCCAGACUCCACUUGUUUGGUAUCAGGGGCAGCUGAUGGAACUGUUGUUUUGUGGAAUGCACAGUCAUACAAGUUAUAUAGAUGUGCUAGUGUUAAGGAUGGCUCCUUGGUGGCCUGUGCAUUUUCUCCUAAUGGAAACCUCUUUGUCACUGGCUCCUCGUGUGGAGAUUUAACAGUGUGGGAUGAUAAAAUGAGGUGUCUGCAUAGUGAAAAAGCACAUGAUCUUGGAAUUACCUGCUGCGAUUUUUCUUCACAGCCAGUUUCUGGUGGAGAACAAGGUCUUCAAUUCUUUCGACUGGCAUCAUGUGGUCAGGAUUGCCAGAUCAAAAUUUGGGUUAUUUCCUUUACCCAUACCUUAGGUUUUGAAUUAAAAUAUAAAAGUACACUGAGUGGGCACUGUGCUCCUGUUCUGACUUGUGCUUUUUCUCACGAUGGGCAGAUGUUAGUUUCAGGAUCAGUGGAUAAGUCUGUCAUAGUGUAUGAUACUAAUACUGAGAAUAUACUUCACACCUUGACUCAGCACACCAGGUAUGUCACAACUUGUGCCUUUGCACCCAAUAUCCUUUUACUUGCUACUGGUUCAAUGGACAAAACAGUGAAUAUCUGGCAGUUUGACUUGGAAACACUUUGCCAAGCAAGGAUCGCAGAAGAUCAACCAAAGCAAGUUACUGAAGAUUGGUCAGAGGACGAUGUCUCCAACUGGCUUUGUGCACAAGGUUUAAAAGACCUUGUUGGUAUUUUCAAAAUGAAUAACAUUGAUGGACAAGAACUGUUGAAUCUUACAAAAGAAAGUCUAGCUGAUGAUUUGAAAAUUGAAUCUCUAGGGCUGCGUAGUAAAGUUCUGCGGAAAAUUGAAGAGCUCAGGACAAAGAUGAAAACCCUUUCCUCUGGAAUUCCUGAUGAAUUUAUAUGUCCAAUAACUAGGGAGCUUAUGAAAGAUCCUGUCAUUGCAUCAGAUGGCUAUUCAUACGAAAAGGAAGCAAUGGAAAAUUGGAUCAGCAAAAAGAAACGUACAAGUCCCAUGACAAAUCUUGUUCUUCCUUCAGUGGUACUUAUACCAAAUAGAACUCUGAAAAUGGCCAUUGAUCGAUGGCUGGAGACACAUCAAAAAUAAAACUUUUGUAUUGCAUUA
Molecule: messenger RNA, 1656 nt
Organism: Kogia breviceps (pygmy sperm whale)
Lineage: Eukaryota; Metazoa; Chordata; Mammalia; Artiodactyla; Physeteridae
Source: RefSeq, a predicted model, not a curated record